Molecule: messenger RNA, 1818 nt
Organism: Polyodon spathula (Mississippi paddlefish)
Lineage: Eukaryota; Metazoa; Chordata; Actinopteri; Acipenseriformes; Polyodontidae
Product: ficolin-1-B-like
Exons: 9
Coding region: 301-1302 (333 amino acids)
Source: RefSeq, a predicted model, not a curated record
ACAAGAGCUGUUGUUUUUAAAGAAAUAAAACUUGUGCUGUUUUGACUUUGUCCAGAGUUUUGCGCAACUUACUUUUUUUUCUUUUCUUGCAAGUGUACAUUGAACUUCGAUAAAGAAAAAUGACCCUACCGAUCAACCAUCACCAGAGGUGACAAGGACAUCAGGUUCAAUUUAAACUAUACCAAAAAUAGAAAUAUUUCAGGAAUCGGAAUAGAUCAGGCAAUCUUGAGUAUAAAAACAGUGUUUCACCAGAGUGAACUUCACAGUGUUACAAACCUACAAUAGAAAGAGGCUUGGAGAAUGCUGCUCCCGAAUGCAAUGAUGAGUCUGUUACUCAUACUUUGCUGUACUUCACACUACGAUGCUGAACAAACCUGCCCUGAGGUGAAGCUGGUGGGUCUGAAUGACAAUGAGAGGCUGACUUUCCUCCAGGGGUGUCCAGGACUUCAUGGGGUGCCAGGGACCAAUGGCAUUCCAGGGGCCCCAGGCAGUAAAGGGGAUCAGGGUCCUGUGGGGGGUAAAGGAGUGAAAGGAGACCCUGGAGUACCAGGGAAGAUGGGUCCAGUUGGUGACAAAGGAGUAAAAGGCGACUCUGGACCCUUUGGAAAUCCAGGCCCAGCGGGAGCCAAAGGGGAAAAGGGAGAUUGUCUAUGCCCAAUUCAAACAGGUGCUAUGAACUGUAAGGAGCUGCUGGAGCAAGGGAACACAGUGAGUGGCUGGUACACUGUGUACACAGUCAGCAAGAAACCCAUCAGUGUGUUCUGUGACAUGCACACAGACGGAGGAGGCUGGCUUGUAUUUCAGAGACGCAUGGAUGGAUCAGUGGAUUUCUUUCAGGACUGGAAUUCAUACAAGAGAGGGUUUGGCUACAAGCAGACAGAGUUUUGGCUGGGAAAUGAGAACAUUCAUUUAUUAACAACAACAGGUUCUCAUGAAUUACGCAUUGAUUUUGAAGACUUUGAACAUGUAAAAACCUUUGCAAAAUAUGAGUCGUUUCAAAUUUUGGGGGAAUCUGAGAACUAUAAACUCCUCCUGGGUGGAUUUACAGGUGGUACUGCUGGUGACUCUCUAACGUAUCACAACAACAUGCCAUUUUCUACUAAGGAUCAUGACCUAACUGCACACCGUUGUCCUGAUAAUUAUAAAGGAGCCUGGUGGUAUGAUGACUGCCAUAAAUCCAAUCUGAACGGUCCUUAUAAAAAUGGACCCCAUGAAACCCAUGCAGAUGGAAUUAACUGGAAGUCUGGGAAAGGAUACAAUUAUUCUUACAAGUACACUGACAUGAAAAUCAGACUCAAAUAAAAAAAAAAAACAUAAGAAUAUAAGAUAAGAAAGUCAUUUCUCUCUGCUUGUUCGCUAUCUUGCUACUAGUGUGAUCCAGUAUCAGCACUCAGUCCUCACUUCAGACUAGAUAUUUUGCAUUGAAUUAUUGUAAUUAGUUGACAUUUGUACUGAUAUUCACUUUUUAUAUACGCUUUAGGGUCUGUCUGCCAUUAUCCAUUUAUUUAAAUAUCUUUUGUGGAAAAAAAAAAUAUUAUAUGAAGAUAUUUACAGAUAUUUUGAAGAAAUGUAAAGGUGUAGAAUAGCUUUAAAUAUGUUUUAACAUUUUCAAAUAUGUAACUGUGACAGUAAUUGAAGUCUAAUGAUGAUCCUGAAAUCUGUAGUUAACUCCUGUCCUUGUUCACCAUCAUCAGUGUCUAAUUCCAACAUGUCGCUCAAGCACGCUCCUCAUUACAAAACCUCAUCAACAACCAUGAGCUCAUCCCAGGCUUGUGUUUGUUUAAUUGCAAAUUUGAAUUGAAAUAUAUUUCUUUUAAC